Messenger RNA from Empidonax traillii (willow flycatcher), 1010 nucleotides. Its product is annotated as choline/ethanolamine kinase-like. Gene Ontology annotation, cellular component: cytoplasm. The coding region runs from base 60 to 767 and encodes 235 amino acids. NCBI's taxonomy places the organism in Eukaryota, Metazoa, Chordata, Aves, Passeriformes, Tyrannidae. Gene Ontology annotation, molecular function: choline kinase activity; ethanolamine kinase activity. Gene Ontology annotation, biological process: phosphatidylethanolamine biosynthetic process; CDP-choline pathway. The transcript has 7 exons. The record is from RefSeq and is a predicted model, not a curated record.
GCCCCGCCUCCCCCCUCUGCCACCGCCCCUCGGCCCAGCGGGACAGGGCGGGGGCGACCAUGGCGGCCAAGGGGGGCCGCGGGACCGAGAGCGAGGACAGGGCUGUCCCCGACGCCACUCGCCUGCAGGCCUACGCCUGGUGCCGGGAGUUCCUCGCCGGCUCCUGGAAGCUCAUCAAGGCGGAGGAGUUCGGGAUCGAGCCGGUCAGGUACAAAGCGGAACCGGGGAGAUGCGCCCCCCCCUCCGCCCCCUCUGCGGUGGUCUCGGACCUUCUGGAAUCCACCCCAUCCCCAGUGGUCUUCUGCCACAAUGACGUCCAGGAGGGGAACAUCCUGCUCCUGGCGGGACACGAGGCCUCGCCCUCGGACAAGCUGAUGCUCAUCGACUUCGAGUACAGCAGCUACAACUACAGGGGCUUCGAUAUCGGGAACCACUUCUGCGAGUGGGUUUACAACUACACCCACGACUCUUGGCCCUUCUUCAAGGCUUCCCCGGAGAACUACCCCAGCCGGCAGCAGCAGCUGCAUUUCAUCCGGCACUACCUGUCGGAGCACUCGGGGCACCGCGGGGACACCACGCACGAGGAGCAGGCGCGGAUCGAGGAGGAGAUGCUGACGGAGAUCAACCGGUUCGCUCUGGCCUCCCACUUCUUCUGGGGCCUGUGGUCCAUCCUGCAGGCCAAGAUCUCCACCAUCCAGUUCGGGUACCUGGACUAUGCACAGAGCCGCUUCCAGGCCUAUUUCCAGCACAAGGCUCAGUGUUCCUGACCGAGAGAGGCCCCCCCAGCUCUGCCCGUGCCCCCAUUGGGACCCUCUUCCCUCCCAGUGCCCCUGGGAAAGCUGGGACACUGUGUCUCCCCCCUUCCCAUGAGGGCCAGAACAGCUGGGGGGCCGUAAGAACUGGGGGGGCUCUAACAGUUAUGGGGCUGUAACAGUUUGGGGGGGCUGUUGAAACGGUUGGAGGGGUCAUUGUAAAACGGUUUGGGGGGGCCUGUUGUAACGGUUGGGGGG